Molecule: messenger RNA, 2125 nt
Organism: Tachyglossus aculeatus (Australian echidna)
Lineage: Eukaryota; Metazoa; Chordata; Mammalia; Monotremata; Tachyglossidae
Gene: ABCG8
Product: ATP binding cassette subfamily G member 8
Exons: 13
Coding region: 96-2105 (669 amino acids)
Biological process (GO): cholesterol homeostasis
Cellular component (GO): plasma membrane
Molecular function (GO): ABC-type transporter activity; ATP hydrolysis activity; ATP binding
Source: RefSeq, a predicted model, not a curated record
GCCGGAGGAGUGACGGCCACACCUGCCAAGACCUUCCCCCACCCCGAAAGGACCCUCCGAAGGGCCGCCCAGUGGGGUCACCCGGCAGGAGCGGCAUGGCCAUCCUCGACCCAGUGGUCAGCGAGUGGCCGGCGCGGGAGGUGGAAUUCCAGGAUGGAUUAUUCAUCUCGGAGCCAGACAACAGCCUGUAUUUCACCUACAGUGGGCAGUCCAACACCCUGGAGGUCCAAAACCUCAACUAUCGGGUGGACAGGUCCUCCCAGACACCAUGGUACAAACAGCUAGCAAAGCCCAAGCUGUGGUGGCCCUGGACCCGAGGGCCGGACUCCCAGUCCCUGGCCAUUCAGAAUCUGAAUUUUAAAGUGCAAAGUGGGCAGAUGCUGGCCAUCAUCGGAAGCUCAGGCUGUGGGAGGUCUUCCCUGCUGGACGUGAUCACGGGCCAGGGUUCCGGAGGCCAGAUCUGCACGGGCCAGAUCCGGAUCAACGGGCAGCCCAGCACGCCGCAGCUGGUGAGGGCCACUGUAGCCCACGUGAGGCAGGAUGACCACCUGCUGCCCCACCUGACCGUCCGGGAGACUCUGACCUUCGUGGCCAAACUGCGCCUGCCGCAGACCUUCUCCGAGGCCCAGCGGGCCCAGCGGGUGGAUGAUGUGAUCGCGGAGCUGCGCCUACGACAGUGCGCCCACACCCGGGUGGGGAACAGACAUGUGCGUGGCGUGUCCGGCGGGGAACGCAGGAGGGUCAGCAUUGGUGUGCAGCUUCUCUGGAACCCGGGGAUCCUGAUCCUGGACGAGCCAACGUCUGGCCUGGACAGCUUCACAUCCCACAACCUGGUGAGGAUGCUGGCACGGCUGGCCCGUGGGAACCGGCUGGUCCUGCUCUCCCUCCACCAGCCACGCUCGGAUAUCUUCCGCCUCUUUGACCUGGUGCUCCUGCUCAGCGCGGGCUCCACCCUGUACGCGGGCCCGGCCAGCCACAUGGCCCGGUAUUUUGCAGCCGCCGGCCACCCUUGUCCCCGCUUCAGCAACCCAGCCGACUUCUACGUGGACCUGACCAGCAUCAACUUGUGUGGCGAGCUGCAGGAAGCGGCCAGCAGGGAGAGGGUCCAGGUGCUGUCCUCCCUGUUCCAGGGCCAAGUGGAGGGCUCCAAGGACGGUCUGUGGCACGGCGGAGAGGAGCCCGGGGCCCCGCCAGGAGCCUCCACGGAUCACAGACUUCCGCUCCGUCCCACCGGGCCAAGCUGUGAUGAAGACCGGCUGCCUGGAGCCUGGCGGCAGUUCUCCACGUUAAUCCGCCGGCAAGUUUCCAACGACAUCCGCGACCUGACGAUGCUUCUCGUCCACGGGGCCGAGGCGCUUCUCAUGUCCCUGAUCAUCGGGUUCCUCUACUACGGCCACGGGAGCAGCACGCUGCCGCUGAUGGAUAGGAUCUCCCUCCUCUACAUGAUUGGCGCCCUCGUCCCAUUCCCUGUGGUGCUGGACACUGUAGCCAAGAGCCACUCAGAAAGGGCCAUGCUGUGCCAUGAGCUGGAGGAUGGGUUGUAUGGCAUCGGCCCUUACUUCUUCGCCAAGGUCCUGGGGGAGCUCCCUGAGCACUGCGUCUACGUGCUUCUCUACGGGAUCCCCAUCUACGGGCUGACCAACCUGGCCCCUGAGCCCCACAGGGCUGUGCUGACCAUCUGGCUGCUUUGGCUCAUAGUCUACUGUAGUCGGACCAUGGCGCUCUGGGCCGCCGCGCUCCUCCCCACCCUGCACUCCGCCUCCUUCUUCGGCAACGGCCUGUACAACACCUUCUACCUGACUGGAGGCUUCAUCAUCAGCCUGCACAACCUGUGGCUGGUGCCAUCCUGGAUUUCCGAGGUGUCCUUUCUCCGCUGGGGCUUCCAGGGGCUGAUGCAGGUGCAGGUCAUUGGCCACAACUUUCCCCUGGUAGUCGGCAACAGCACCAUCCCGGUUCCUGGCCAGGCAAUUGCGAACGCCAUGAAGCUGAACUCCCAGCCGCUCUACGCUAGCUACCUCAUCCUCCUGGGCCUCUGCGCCGCCUUUCUCCUCCUCUACUGCCUGUGCCUGCGGUUCAUUAAGCAGAAGUCCAGCCAGGACUGGUGACGAGGCCCAACCGCCGCGGC